AUGAGUGUCGUGCCCCUGGAAAACACCGACAAAGUCGAACUCGAACGGCUGCACGAUCUCGCCGUCCAUCAUGAAUACGCCUCUACCGUCGUGGAGAAGGACCAGAAGGUUCAGCCCAGGGCCGCCGAGAGUCCAGCUCUUCCGACCGAUUCGGACGAGGGGAGCACCUCUCUGGACCAUCAAGACCAAACGGUGUGGACGCUCAAAACCUUUCUUGCCACGCUCGCAUUGGCCGGCCUCUACGUUGGAUCUCAGAUCCCUUUAUACUUCGUUGGAGCAGUGCUGUCAUAUGUGGCUGCCGACAUUGGGGGCGUCGAAGCAUCAUCAUGGCUCUCUGUGGCCUACGCUCUGCCUCUUGCAGCAGUUGCUCCAUUCUGCGGCUACCUACAGGAUCUGCUGGGGCGCCGGAACAUUACACUUGCCGGUGGCGUUAUCAUCAUGAUGGGCUGCGUGAUCGUGGCGACUGCUCACCACUUCCGAGAAGGUAUCGUGGGCAUGGGCUUUGCUGGAGCGGGCGCGGCAAUAGGAGAACUCAGUGCUCUGGCUGGGACAUCCGAGCUAGUGCCUGUCAACAAGCGCGGGACGUAUCUGGCAUUGGUCACCGGUUUCGUCCUUCCCUUUACUCCAUAUGUUAUAUACGCUCAGCUUCUAGCCGCGUAUCACACGUGGCGUUGGGGCCUCUGGAUCUGUUUAAUAUGGAACGGGAUUUGGUGGCUGGUUCUGUUGGUCAUCUACUUCCCCGAGUCGCAGACAAGGGCAAAGGGGAGAAUGUCGACAGAGGCCUUGAAGAAGAUUGACUACAUCGGCGGAAUAACUUCAGUCACAGGCCUGACUCUCAUCUUGGUCGCGCUCGAAGCUGGAGGCUACUCUCACCCCUGGAAGAGCGCAUAUAUCCUUGCUCAGCUUCUGGUGGGGAUUGCAUUGCUCGUUGCAUUCGUUGUCUGGGAGUGGAAAUAUUGCAAAGAGCCGAUGGUCCCGCACGAACUCUUCACCGGGCAGCGCAUAAAACUAACGAACCCUCCGGCAGGCAUGAACUUCUAUGCAAUGAUCAACUUCUUCCCGCUGGUGUACCAGAGGGUCUUUCAGCCGGAUCCCGUCAAAGUCGGGCUCAGAGGUCUGGGUCCGGGGCUAAGCACCACCCUGGGUGCUGUGAUUGCCAAUUCAUCGCUUUCGUGGUUCAGGGGCCACAACAGAGAGAUCCUGCUGGCAGGAUGUGUUAUUAUGACUGCAUUUGGCGGAGCUUUCGCAGCUGUGACGCCGGACCGAGAGGCCCUGGCGAUAGGUCUAGGUAUAUGCACGGGCUUGGGCGUGGGAGCCGUCCUGGUGCCGGCCGCCACUGUCGCCAUCACAGUCGCCCCGGACACAUCGAUCGCGACCUGCGUCGCGCUGUCGAUCACGAUCCGCGCCGUGGGAGGGGGUAUCGGCGCCGCCAUCUACUACAACAUCUUCGUCAACAAGCUCAAGUCCACACUCCCGGCAUACGUCGCCCAGAGCGCCGUCCACGCGGGCCUCCCCGUGGCGGAGGCGGCUGAGUUCGUCGAGCUCUUCGUCGGCGGUGGCGGUGGCGGCGGCAGCGGCGUGUCCCUCGACGUCGCCCAGCUGGUCCAACUCCCCGGCGUGAACGAGCGGAUCAUCGACGCGGCGUCGGUGGCCACCAGAUGGGCGUACGCGGACUGCCUCAAGUACAUCUGGCUGACCAGCAUCGCUUUCGGCGGCUGUGCCAUCAUCGCCUGCCUGUUCCUGGGCAACGUCUCCAAGUACAUGACCAACCGGGUGGCAGCGCGGAUCAGGGAGUGA
Messenger RNA from Cladophialophora immunda, 1797 nucleotides. RefSeq lists its product as uncharacterized. The transcript is spliced from 6 exons. Gene Ontology annotation, molecular function: transmembrane transporter activity. Lineage: Eukaryota; Fungi; Ascomycota; Eurotiomycetes; Chaetothyriales; Herpotrichiellaceae. Bases 1 to 1797 code for a protein of 598 amino acids. Gene Ontology annotation, biological process: transmembrane transport. The record is from RefSeq and is a predicted model, not a curated record.